UUCGAAGGGUGCGCUUAUUCGAGAGGGAGGCGCUAAUACAGGGAUUUACGGUAUUUCAAAGAACUAAAAACUCUGCACAAUCGGGUUAGGUUGAAUCACGCCAUUCCUAUUUCUUUCUGAAAACUUUGAGUAUGUCGUACAAACUACGUGUGGCUGGGAGCAAAUCGCCAAUUUCCUAGGCAAAAAGGUGUUCAAAGCGAAACAAAAACUUCCAAUGUAAGCACACAAUAGAAACAAGUCUAAGCAAUUAAAAGCAACUGUUUUAUUGUUGUUUGAGUGUUGCCGAGGUGAUGUUUACUUCGCUACGCAGGAUUUUACUCAAAGACCCGUGAAAUGACGUCACAGCACAGGUGCUGCGCGACAGAAACCCAUAUUUCUUUGCGUUAUUCUGGCGAGAUUUGCGUUAGAUUUUUAUCGAUUUCCUUUUAAUUCUGCUGCAACGAACCGAUCUCUGAAGCUUCCCGGCAAGAAAUAUUUGUGGUUGUAAGGAACUGAUUUGGAUUUGACUCUGGCUGUUGGGAAUUUUAUCUUGUUUAUAAAAGCGGACUCCAAUCGUAUCGAUCUACUCGUUUCUUGUGGUUUGAUCUAAGCUAAAUGUUUUGGGGUUUGGAACUUUGAGGUUUGAUUCUGUGACCUCCUGUCAAGAUGAGUGAGACGACAUCUUCUGGAAAAGUCGAAGAGGAUGAACCAAACCCGACCGAUUCCAUCGCAGAAGAAGGACCAACCGGUCAAGUUCGCGUUUUGAAGAAGGGAAAGAAGAAGGGCAAAGGGAAAAAGCGUAGAGAAUCCGUGGAGUCUAAAGACGAAGAAGGCGACGACGAGGAAUUUAGUACUUCUCGUAAGAAGAAAGGAAAGAAAAAAGCAGCUCCUAAAACGAGUGUUUCCACCGACAUUCAGCCAGAAGUUGAAGCUACAAGCGAGAGUAAACAGUUAGAGGCUGCUGUCACUGUAGAUGAAACACCGAAAGAGACUGUGAUAGAGAUACAGGGAGAAGAGAAACGGCAAGAGGAACUGGAGGAAAUUGUUGUAAAAAAGGAAUCGACGUUGAUCGAAGGGGACAACGUAGUUCAAGAAGAAGGAGACUCCGGCGAGGGUAGCGGGGAAGAGAAGAAAGAUAUAGAACAAGAGAAAGUCGGCGAAGAAGAAGCGAAGGAGAAGGAAGUUGCAGAGGUUGUGUCUGAAGUGGAAGGCGCUACUGUGCGUAGAAGAGCAACUCUGUCUGAUUUAAGAAGUGAGAGUGUGGACAAAGGUGAUGGAGAACAAGCUGUAUCUACAACUGCAGGAUCAGAGGAGCUUGAGGCUGUGAAAGAAGAAGGAAGUGUAGCACAAAAAAUUGAUGUUACAUCAGAGGACAAACAGAGCACUGAAGAUGAAAAAGACAGAGAUACAAAGGAGGAUACAAACAUUGUUGGUGACGAUGGAACAGCUCCUGAACAAAAACAACUUGAAGAGAAACCUGAUGGAACAAAUGUUGAUAAAUGGGAGGAGAAACCUGAUGCGGUUGCUAUAGAGAUGACUGACAGUGUAGAACAUGUUGCAGUGCCUGUGGAGGAGGAGGCCAAGACUGAGAAUGUAGAGGGUGGGGAGGGAGAAAUCAAAACUGAAAGUAAAGAGGGUGAGGAGGUAGAAGUCAAACCUGAGAGUACUGAGGGAGGGGAGGGAGAGCCUAGCCUGGAGGGAACUUUGCCACUGACUAGCCAGACUGUAGUUACAAAUGAAACAGAGACUGGCACGGAUUACUCCAAGUACGAGAUAGAUGAUGAGCUGCCGUGGGCAAUGUAUCGUUCAAUGGAUAGUCCUCCCCAGAGGACCCCUGUUGAGGAAGAUGAGGACUGGCCAGCAUCAGAUGAGGACGAGGAUUAUGCUCCUCCCAAGAAUGAGGACCUUCCAGACCUGGACAUGCUGAUGGGAACAUUAGAAGGUGGGGAGUCUGAGCUGGAGACGACUGCAUCACCACCACCUCUUGUACUCCCUGAGGAAAAACAUGCAAAACAGCGCCGUAUCGAGGAACUCAAGCAGGGCCUAGCUAACGAGCCAAUCGACCUUUAUGAUGAAGAUUUUGAGAAAAGGAUGGAAGAGGAAAUCCUCAUGGUUGGGAAUAUUUCAUUAGAGAUGGUUCAGGAAGAGGAACGACGUCUGCGAGAUGAGCAUAUUGCGUACCAACAACAGCAGGCCAAGGUACAACGUGAGAGGCAGGAAGAUAUAUUAAUGAGAGAAGCUAAAGCUCGGAAAGAAGUCAUGAGGGUGAUGAGGGAAAAACGCAAGCGUCUGCAGCAAAGAGAGGUAGGCUUGACAAAAACUGAAUCACUUGUUUACUGUGAGAUAACAUUAGAUAAGCCUACUGAUAAGCCCUGUUAGUCAAUAUGAUGGUAGAUCUGAACUGGUCAGCUGUGAGUGUUAGCAUUGUUAGUUUAAAUUAUUGCAUGAUGGUAAUGUGAAAAUUUACA
This is a messenger RNA of Orbicella faveolata, 2447 nucleotides long. RefSeq lists its product as uncharacterized. Lineage: Eukaryota; Metazoa; Cnidaria; Anthozoa; Scleractinia; Merulinidae. The record is from RefSeq and is a predicted model, not a curated record.